GGGUUAUUUAGGGUUUUGGUGGAGAGCGAUGAUGGGAGCUGUUGGCGCUGGCGCUGGUCGGGAGCUCACAUCGCCUCCGCCCGACGGCAUUUCCAACUUGCGCUUCUCCAAUCACAGCGAUCAUCUCCUUGUUUCUUCCUGGGAUUCCAAAGUCAGGCUCUACGAUGCCAGCGCCAAUACCUUGAAGGGCCAGUUUGAGCAUAGGGGACCAGUUCUAGAUUGCUGCUUUCACGACGAUGCCUCGGGUUUUAGUGCCAGUGCCGACUACACUGUACGAAGGUACGAUUUCAACACAGGCAGAGAGGACAUCUUGGGUUCUCACGAGGCGUCUGUUCGCUGUGUAGAAUACUCCCAUCACACAGGCCAAGUUAUCACAGGUAGCUGGGAUAAAACUCUCAGAUGUUGGGACGCCAGAGUUUUGGGAAACAAGCCACCAGUUGGAACAUACCAGCAGCCAGAGCGCGUCUACUCCAUGUCUCUCGUGUUCCCGCACCUGGUGGUGGCCACCGCGGGCAGGCACAUCAACGUUUACGAUUUGAGAAACAUGUCUCGCCCCGAGCAAGAACGAGAGUCGUCUCUCAAGUAUCAAACGCGAUGUGUUCGUUGCUAUCCCAAUGGAACGGGCUAUGCGCUAAGCUCCGUUGAAGGCCGAGUUGCUAUGGAGUUUUUUGACAUGUCUGAGGCUGGGCAAGCUAAAAAGUAUGCUUUCAAGUGCCACAGAAAUUCCGAGGCUGGCCGUGACACAGUCUAUCCCGUUAAUGCCAUCGCUUUCCAUCCAAUAUAUGGGACCUUUGCAACUGGAGGCUGCGAUGGAUACGUAAACGUAUGGGACGGGAACAAUAAGAAGAGGCUUUAUCAGUACUCGCGAUACCCAACAAGCAUAGCCGCGCUCUCGUUUAGCCGCGAUGGAAGGCUCUUGGCGAUUGCGUCGAGCUACACCUUUGAAGAGGGAGAAAAACCGCACGAACCAGAUGCAAUCUUUGUGCGCAGUAUCAACGAAGCUGAGGUGAAGCCCAAGCCCAAAGUGAUCAACCCAGCGGCGUCAUAGUAGCACCACCACCAGAGUGAUUCUUUUUUCCUUGCUUCGUCUUAGUCCUCGAGAAGAGCACAGUGAGCACUGGAAGGCGCCCAAGUAAGACCGCCAACUUUCGUGCUGUUUUUGGCGCCUCGCCAAAUGCAUUCCCACUGGAGCACCAGUGGGUGAUGGUUUCUAAUCCCUCUUC
Molecule: messenger RNA, 1223 nt
Organism: Selaginella moellendorffii
Lineage: Eukaryota; Viridiplantae; Streptophyta; Lycopodiopsida; Selaginellales; Selaginellaceae
Product: mitotic checkpoint protein BUB3.1
Exons: 9
Coding region: 29-1048 (339 amino acids)
Biological process (GO): mitotic spindle assembly checkpoint signaling
Cellular component (GO): kinetochore; bub1-bub3 complex; mitotic checkpoint complex
Molecular function (GO): ubiquitin binding
Source: RefSeq, a predicted model, not a curated record